Messenger RNA from Drosophila grimshawi, 3596 nucleotides. RefSeq names its product exosome RNA helicase MTR4 (gene Mtr4). Gene Ontology annotation, molecular function: RNA binding; ATP binding; RNA helicase activity. Gene Ontology annotation, biological process: maturation of 5.8S rRNA; RNA catabolic process. The transcript has 2 exons. Gene Ontology annotation, cellular component: nucleus. Bases 75 to 3278 code for a protein of 1067 amino acids. The record is from RefSeq and is a predicted model, not a curated record. NCBI's taxonomy places the organism in Eukaryota, Metazoa, Arthropoda, Insecta, Diptera, Drosophilidae.
UUGCUUCAACGCGGCGUGCAUCAAAGCCGAAAGAAGAAAAACGAAAGCGCGUUGCUUGCGAAAAACUAGACAAAAUGGACAUCGACGAGCUAUUUGAUUGUUUCAAUGAGGUGCCACCCGAAAGUCUGCAGGUGCCGCCGCUACCUAUGCAAUCAAAGAAGGCAACAGCAGUUGAAGUUCUGGACAAUGACAACAAAAGUGCCAAAAAAGCCAACAAGCGUCAGGCAGACGCCAGUGUUGCUGAUCAACAGACAGAAGCAGAUGAAGCAUCUGUGAAAGAGGACAAAGAGGAGAAGGAGCCCGCAAAGCGCCCGCGUGCCGACGGCGUUGGCGAUGAAUCGGAUGACAAUGACAAGGAAAUGUGCAACGAGAAGGAGGAGGAGGAGGAGGAGAACGUUCAGCAGCCAGAUGAUUUUGCGAUGGAGGCGCUGCGCGUGAGGAUUGUGACCCACCAAUUGGUGUCGCCGGAGUCGUGCACACACGAGGUGGCUGCCCAUCCCGAUCAGGAGUACAUCCCAUUGCAGCCAAUUGUGGGAGUGCCCGCCAAAGAGUAUCCAUUUGUGUUGGAUCCAUUUCAGAAGCAGGCCAUUCUCUGCAUCGACAACUCCCAGAGUGUUCUAGUGUCGGCGCACACAUCCGCCGGUAAAACGGUGGUUGCCGAAUAUGCCAUCGCCAAGUCACUGGCGGCAAAGCAACGAGUGAUUUAUACGACUCCCAUUAAGGCGUUGUCCAAUCAAAAGUUUCGCGAAUUCACAGAUGAAUUUCAGGAUGUUGGUUUAGUUACUGGAGAUGUGACCAUUAAUCCAUCAGCCUCUUGCCUGAUCAUGACCACAGAGAUUCUGCGUAAUAUGCUGUAUCGUGGCAGCGAGGUGAUGCGUGAGGUGGGCUGGGUCGUCUUCGAUGAGAUUCACUAUAUGCGCGACAAGGAACGUGGCGUUGUCUGGGAGGAGACGCUGAUCCUGCUGCCGGAUAAUGUGCGCUAUGUUUUCCUCUCGGCAACGAUACCCAAUGCUCGCCAGUUUGCCGAGUGGGUCUGCCAUCUGCACAAGCAGCCGUGUCACGUUGUCUAUACGGAUUAUCGGCCCACACCGUUGCAGCAUUACAUCUUUCCAGCUGGCGGCGAUGGCAUUCAUUUGAUUGUCGACGAGAAGGGUCAGUUCAAGGAGGACAAUUUCACCACAGCCAUGGCGGUGCUGGCCAAUGCGGGCGAGGCGGCCAAAGGUGAUCAAAAGGGACGCAAGGGUGGCGUCAAGGGUCACAAUUCUGGUCAGACAAACAUCUUUAAGAUUGUCAAGAUGAUCAUGGAGCGUAACUUUGCACCAGUCAUCAUCUUUUCAUUCAGUAAGAAGGAUUGCGAGGUGUAUGCCAUGCAAAUGGCCAAACUGGAUUUUAAUACCGUGGAUGAGAAGAAACUGGUCGAUGAGGUCUUUCACAAUGCGAUGGAUGUGCUCUCUGAGGAGGAUCGUCGUCUGCCGCAGGUGGAGAAUGUGUUGCCACUACUGCGACGUGGCAUUGGCAUACAUCAUGGCGGUCUGUUGCCCAUCCUUAAGGAGACCAUUGAGAUACUGUUCGGAGAGGGAUUGAUUAAGGCUCUGUUCGCCACGGAAACCUUCGCCAUGGGCCUGAACAUGCCGGCGCGCACUGUACUCUUUACGGCACCACGUAAAUUUGAUGGCAAGGACUUUCGCUGGAUCAGCUCCGGGGAGUAUAUACAAAUGGCUGGACGUGCUGGACGUCGUGGCCUUGAUGACAAGGGUAUUGUCAUACUGAUGAUCGAUGAGAAGGUGUCGCCCGUCGUGGGACGUGAGAUCGUGCAGGGCAAGGCUGACACAUUAAAUUCGGCUUUCCAUUUGACGUACAACAUGGUGUUGAAUCUGCUGCGUGUGGAGGAAAUCAAUCCGGAAUAUAUGCUGGAGCGCAGUUUCUAUCAGUUCCAGAAUCAGGCUGCAUUGCCUGGACUGCACGAUCAGGUGCAGCAGAAGCAGCAACAGCUGGAGAAGCUGAGCAUCAAGGAUGAGCACAACAUUGCCUCGUAUCAUCACAUCCGGGAUCAGCUCGAGAUCAACGGCACCAAGUUCCGUGAGUGGCUGACGAAGCCACAAUAUCUGGUGCCCUUCCUGCAGCCGGGUCGCCUCGUCAAGGUCUCGGCUGGCAAGCAGGAAUACGACUGGGGCAUUGUGUUGAAUUUCAAGAAACAGGAUCAGAGUCGCAAGAAUCCGCUGAAGAGUGAUCCGAACGUUGUCAUCGAUGUGCUGCUGCACGUUAGCGAGGAGGCGGCCAAAACUGGCGACACUGAACCCUGUCCUCUAAACGAACGCGGCUGCAUGGAGGUUGUGCCCGUCGCCAAUACACUGCUCACCCAGAUUAGCUCGAUACGCGUCUAUUUUCCCAGUGAUCUGCGCACAGCUGACAAUCGUCGUGCCGUCCUCAAGACCAUUCAGGAGGCAAAGAAACGCUUUCCGCUCGGUCCACCCGUCCUGCAUCCCGUCGACGACAUGAACAUCAAGGAUGCUGAGUUCCGUAAGAUAGUGGAUACCAUUGCCCAGUUCGAGAGACUGCUCGAGGAGCAUCCACUGCACAAAUCACCCGAGUUGGAGCGCAUACACAAACGCUACCUGGACAAGCUGAAGCUACAAUCGGAGCUGAGUGCGCUGAAGACCGAACUGAAGGCGGCACGCAGCCUGCUCCAAAUGGACGAGUUGAAGUAUCGGAAGCGUGUGCUCCGGCGCAUGGGCUACUGCAAGCCCGGCGAUGUCAUCGAGUUCAAGGGUCGCGUCGCCUGCGAGCUGAGCUCAGCGGAUGAGUUACUCAUUACCGAAAUGAUCUUCAAUGGUGUCUUCAAUGAGCUCUCAGCACCACAGGCUGUGGCACUCCUCUCCUGCUUCGUCUGCGACGAGAAGUCCAGCGAGGCGCCAAAGAGUGCGACGGAGUUGUCGGGACCACUUCGCGCCCUGCAGAAUCUGGCGCGGCGCAUCGCAAAGGUGUCCACCGAGUGCAAACUGAAUCUGGAUGAGGACAACUAUGUGGAGAAAUUUAAGCCAUUUCUCAUGGACGUGGUGCUCGCCUGGUGCAAGGGCUCCACUUUCCUGAGCGUCUGUAAAAUGACCGACAUCUUUGAGGGCUCCAUCAUUCGUUGCAUGCGUCGUCUCGAGGAGCUGCUGCGUCAACUGUGCCAGGCAUCCAAGACGAUUGGCAAUACGGAUCUGGAGAACAAGUUCUCCGAGGGCAUCCGACUGAUCAAGCGCGAUAUUGUGUUUGCCGCCUCGCUGUAUCUGUAGUAUAUAUAUAUCUAUAUGUAUAGUACAUCCUCAUUAUUCCCUAAUCUAUACUUGAAAUGUUUAUUAAAAAAAAAACGUAUUUUACACAUAUAAAAAGUUCAAAUGUUGACAAAUGUAAGACAAACGAGGACACUUCACAAAAGCGAAAUUGGUUUUUAUUGAAAUGAAUUGAUAAAUAUAUAUGUAUACCUAUAUAUAUAAAACUAUACGCAAUUAAACAUAAACUACACACUUAUGAAAUGUAAUUGUUAAUGUAUUUCUUAUGUUUUCGCACAUGUAAACAAUAACUUUAUACAAAAUACAUAUGAAUGAAAACAU